GAGAGCCAAGCUUCUCUUACAUGAGUGAGAGUGAGAUAGAGAGAAAGGGUGUGUGUGUGUGUGUGUGUGUGUGUGUGUGUGUGGGGAGUGGAGUGGAGUUCACAGUGAGGCAGAGCUACACAAGACAGCCGGGAAAACAUUGGCACAGGGUCAAACUGCAGCUGGAAAAAAUCUACGGCAACCUGGGCAUCUGCUUCAUCAUCCUCAUCAUCUAGACAGGAUCAUGGCUGCACGCUGUGUUGUUCUUCUUAGCACACACUGAGUGGUGGAGUGGAAAUCAGAAGGGGCAGGAGGGGCAUCAUGAUCUCUCAGUACCCCCUGGCGUCUCUGCUCCCGUGGCCCCCGCUGCCCCUCUGCCUGGAGCUGGACGCUGACGGAGGAGUGGCACUGCAGAGAUACCAGCCACGAUCGCCAGACAGCAGCCCUCGACACUGGAGCUCAGUGCAGGACUGGGGUGAGGAGGUGGAGGAGGGGGCCGUUUACAGCGUCACACUCAAGAGGGUCCAAAUCCAGCAAGCAGCCAACAAAGGGGCAAGAUGGCUGGGGGUGGAGGGUGAUCGGUUGCCCCCGGGUCACACGGUCAGUCAGCUGGAGACGUGUAAGAUCCGCAGUAUUCGCGCAGGGACGCUGGAGCGGCUGGUGGAGACUCUGCUCACGGCGUUCGGCGACAACGAUCUCACCUACACCAGCAUCUUCCUGUCCACCUACAGAGCCUUCUCCAGCACACACAGCGUCCUGCAGCUGCUGCUUGACAGGUACGGACACAUGGAGGACAGUGACAAAGAAGGCAGUCCGAGCCAAGGCGGGGACAAUCGAGGCGCAGUGAGAACGGCGUUAGCGUCCAUCCUGAGGGCUUGGUUAGAUCAGUGUCCUGAAGACUUUCAGGAGCCGCCGUCUUACCCGAGUCUGCGCAGGGUUUUAGAGUUCCUGAAGAAGGCCAUGCCGGAGUCAGAACCGACGCGGAAAGCGCAGAGUCUGUUGGAGCAGCUACAGAGUCAAUCCAGCGGGGACAGCGAACCGGACGGUGGUUUCCAUGGUAACAGCCCGUUCUGCCUGGGCGAGGAUGAGGAAGUGGAGAUCGAGGUUCAGGAGGACUUCCUGUCCUUCAGCGCCGACCUGGUGGCCGAGCAGCUCACCUACAUGGACGCGCUGCUCUUCAAGAAGGUGGUUCCUCAUCACUGUCUGGGUUCUGUUUGGUCUCAGAGAGAUAAGAAGGAGAACAAACAGGCAGCUCCGACUGUCAGAGCCACCAUCACCCAGUUUAACGCCGUGGCCGGCUGCGUGCAGAGCACCGUCCUUCACCCGAGACACCUGCGACCGCACCUACGAGCGCGGAUCAUCCAGCGGUGGAUCGACGUGGCACAGGAGUGUCGCAUCCGUAAGAAUUUCUCCUCCCUGAAAGCCAUCGUCUCGGCCCUGCAGUCCAACCCCAUCUACAGACUGAAGAGAGCGUGGGCCUGCGUGCACAAAGACAGCAUGCAGAUGUUUGAGGAGCUCUCAGACAUUUUUUCAGAUCACAACAAUUAUCUGACGAGCCGAGAGCUGCUUAUGAGGGAGGGCACGUCGAAGUUCGCCAAUCUGGAGAACUGUGCCAAGGAGCAUCAGAAGCGCUCGCAAAAGAGACUGCAGCUGCAGAAAGAGACGGGCGCCAUGCAGGGCACUAUUCCUUACCUGGGAACGUUUUUGACAGAUCUGACCAUGCUGGACACAGCGCUGCCCGAUUUGGUCGAGGGCAGCCUGAUCAACUUUGAAAAGAGGAGGAGGGAGUUCGAGGUAAUCGCUCAGAUCAAGCUGUUGCAGUCUGCGUGUAACAGUUACUGCCUGAACCCUGACCCCGCCUUCCUGCGCUGGUUCAAGACCCAACCCCAACAAACUGAGGAAGAGAGCUACGGUCUGUCCUGUGAGAUUGAGGGACUCGGAGACAGCAGUCCCACGUCACCAAAGUCCCGCACCAGUAUGGUGAAGAGAUUGAGCCUGCUCUUCCUGGGACCGGACUCCACCUCGAGCACAGCCGCAAGUUCCCCUUUGAGAGAAACGGUUCGAUCGCCCCCUACUGGCAGCUCGGGGGAGAGCAUGGACUCGGUUAGCGUGUCCUCCAGCGACUCGAGUCCGUCAGACAGCGAGAGCAUGACGCCCACACACACUCUCUGCUCCCAGAUGAACAAGAUGUCCGACUCUUCCUCCUGCACGUCCCUGCACUCCAUGGACACGUCCUCGUCCUCGGCUAGCGGUUCCGCGGGCUUGUGCACUCACCGCCGCUGCGGGUCGCUGACGCCGUCUCCAACGUCGCCGAUAUCACCCGUGUACAACACACAGACCCAGGACGCCUGCAUCAUCCGGGUCAGUCUGGAGCACGGCAACGGAAACCUCUACAAGAGCAUCAUGUUAACGAGCCAGGACAAAACCCCAGCGGUGAUCAGCAGAGCCAUGGCGAAACACAACCUGGACGAGGAACAAGCCGAAGCCUACGAGCUCGUCCAGGUCAUAUCAGACGACAGAGAGCUUGUGAUUCCCGACAACGCCAACGUCUUUUACGCCAUGAACACGUCGGCCAACUUUGACUUCGUCCUGCGCACUCGCGGCUCAGAAGGACGGCCGGUGCAGCUGCGGUCCCGCUGCAGCUCCACGUUACCGCGCAUGCAGCCACGCGCCAGCCUGUCUGUCAGGCUCAGCAAGGUCACACUUUGACCUUUGACUCCAGCCUGUGUCUGUGUGUACACAUGUAGACAUACAGAAUGUCUCUCUUUAAAGCCGCUACAUGAAGUGGACGGUCCGGCGAUGCCUGUUUUAAGUGCAAUGCUCUAAACAAACAAACAAAACAGACAGUAUUUGAGGCCUCGUUCUUCGCUUAUGCAUUCACGGACCAGUGAUGUUCUCAUGACUCUGAAAGGCUAAAGCUGUACCUCUGAAUGGAUUUGCAAAACACUCGUGCUUUAUCAGUAUUCAGCUCUUAUUGAGCGUCUCUCUCUCUCUCUCUCUCUCUCUCUCUCUCUCUGCCUUUACUCAUGAUGAUGAUGAUGAUGAUAAUGGGACACUUACGUCAUUGGAAGUAAUUAACAGGACCUAUGAUGUCAUCGCCAUGUGUAUUUCUUCAUGCCCUCGUGUGCACUUAUGCUUAAGCGUCUGCAAGUUCCUCUCGGCGCCCCCCGCAGGCCCCAACGUGAGAUUCACGGAACUAAAUGACGAACGAAACACGUUCCGACCGGUUCCUGAUCGUCCUCACUUACCGAUAUGAAGACUCGCCGACUCGGGAUCACGGACUGGGCUGAGCUCUGAUUGGUUGCACUUGUUAGUAUUUAGUGAGAGGAAGUGAGGAAUUGUAUUAAAACGAGAAAAAAAAUGUAUUAUUGUAUUGAAAAAUGUAUUAUUAUAUUUCAGUCUUCCACCUGACACUAGGAAAAUAUUAAGGUUCUUUUUUUUUUUUUUUGUAAAAAGUAGCUUUAACAUAAAAUUUAAAAAAGGAAUUGGAAAGUUUUUUUUAUUAAUUUUCUGGUUCUAAUUAGAAUCCUGACUGUGAAGCGUUAAAGGUAACGGUGUGUCCACAGGUGACGUCCCGAGUGCGCCACGUCCCCCGUCUCAUCCUGCAUUUUCUUUCACUGAUUCACUUUUUUUCAUAGUUCAUGUUUUGGUUCUGUCCCAGCUCCACGUGCACGAUUUUCCUUUUAUGCUUUUAGUGCUGAUAGUUCAAUUUAAUAACGUGUGACGAGCGCAUGAACGUGUGACGGCGUCAUAUCCCAGUGAAAAGUAUAGAAAGCUGGUGUGUGGGCUUUCCCGAUAGAGAUCGACCUUAUUGAAUAAACAACAACAACAAUGUGCGUUACCAUGGAGUCGGGUUCGAAUUACGCGCUCUAUAGCUGUAAGGGUUUAUACACGGAAAUUAGCAGCGUUUUGCCUUUUUCAAGGUAGAACUGCACGAGAGCUCGGAAUAACGACGGAGUGAAGUGAGGAAAUGAUUUAAGAACAAGUUAAUGAUGAUAACAAACUAGAAAUUAAAGGAGAAUUUAGGAUUAGGGACGUUUCAGGAAGCCCACGUCUAAGUAAUUAUUAAAAAUACUUUUUUUUUUUCCACAUCCUAAGUGUGUCUAUUCAGAAUUGACGAAAAAAAAUUAUUUGUCUGGUACCCAGCCUCAUCUGAUUUACGACUGAAACAUUCUUACACAGUUUCACAGCACCGCAGUAUCCAGUGACAUUUACAGAAAAGUUGGGUUAUAUUAAUAAAUAUGGCAGUUUUAGCUGUUUAAUUACUCAAAUGUAUAUUUCCUAUUCAUAAUUUCAUAAUUUGUAAUUAUAAACGUUUAAAUUAAUCUUCACUAAAAAAAAUUUUCUGUUGUUUUUCCACCGACUUGGAAGCACUGGGUUGUUGUUGUUUUUUUCGGUUUGGGUUUUUUUUUUUAUUGGGAAAACAAUGUUUUUGAUUAAAAAAAAAAAAAAAAAAGUGCUAUUUGUAAUAAUAAUUUGUAAAAUAUACAUUUAUAAAACAAAGAAAGAAAGAAUGGAUUUAAAUUUUAAUUUUAAGAAAUGCUGAUAUUUACAAGGACGAGUUGAACUUAAUUUCGUAAAAGCUUCACAUCGAUUCGACUCUAAUUAGAAUAAACUCACUAAGCGGUGGAAGAUUAGCAUUAAAAGUUUUUUUUUCCUUGUAAAAAUAACCUGGAAAAUAAAUUGGGGGAACAAACCUGAUUUAAAAGCAAAAUAAAACAGUCAAGUCAUAUAAAAUCAAAAUGAGAAAUUAGUAAUAGAUAAUUUAUUGAUAUAUACAGACCAUGGUUGAUCCUAGGGGGCGGAGCUUCAUGUACAUUUGAACAGCGAGUGUACCUGACAGUGUUUAAAAGCUCAUCUGUCACACCUUUAAUUAAAAUGGAGUUUGUGUAGAAAAAGUAAUUGCUGUUGUGACUCGUGUUUGUGAUAAACAAUGCAAAAAAAAAAAUAACAAUAAUAAUAAGACUGUGUUUAUUUAUACUGUGUAUGAGGAGCUGGACCAGACCUAAAACUUUUUGAACUUUUUUUUUUUUCCUCAUUUUUCUUUUUUCCCUUCUCACACACACACACGCACACUAAAGUAAAUCUUUUCCAUUAACGGUCCUACAUGCAUGUGUUUUUUUUUGUUUGUUUGUUUGUUUAUUUUUUUUCACAUAUUGUUUUACAUUUCCUAAUUUAACACUAAAUACUUGAGUUGUUUAGUAUUUCCUGUUUUUUUUUUCUUCUGUAUUCUUGAUAAAUCUCAUCUCUCUAACACACACGCACACACUUACGUUUCAGCAGUUCUGGGACUGUCGCACAUCAGGACGUGUUCACGCCUCGGUCACGUGUGUCAUGUGUCACUUUGUUUAAACAGUAUUUCAACUAAUAUUUUUAUUAGAAAGUGAAAUAAGAGUCUUCCAGCUUUUUUUCAGUUCCAAUACAGCACUUGUGAAUUUUCUUUUUUUUUUUCUUCACUGCCAAAGAAUCUUUAAUUGCGACACUUAGUGAAUAAAUUAUUACAGUCAUUACGAUUUGAGAAAAAUGUUUUUUUGUAAUUGAGUAUUAACUUUCUUGAAUUAAACUGAACCUGAAGAACAA
Molecule: messenger RNA, 5559 nt
Organism: Clarias gariepinus (North African catfish)
Lineage: Eukaryota; Metazoa; Chordata; Actinopteri; Siluriformes; Clariidae
Gene: rgl1
Product: ral guanine nucleotide dissociation stimulator-like 1
Exons: 18
Coding region: 301-2688 (795 amino acids)
Biological process (GO): positive regulation of GTPase activity; Ras protein signal transduction
Cellular component (GO): plasma membrane
Molecular function (GO): guanyl-nucleotide exchange factor activity
Source: RefSeq, a predicted model, not a curated record